Pseudovirgaria hyperparasitica is the source of this 693-nucleotide messenger RNA. RefSeq names its product L30e-like protein. Gene Ontology annotation, biological process: translation. The transcript is spliced from 3 exons. Gene Ontology annotation, molecular function: structural constituent of ribosome. The record is from RefSeq and is a predicted model, not a curated record. NCBI's taxonomy places the organism in Eukaryota, Fungi, Ascomycota, Dothideomycetes, Acrospermales, Acrospermaceae. Bases 73 to 510 code for a protein of 145 amino acids. Gene Ontology annotation, cellular component: ribosome; cytosolic small ribosomal subunit.
CACAAGCACAUCUAUUCAACACCCUACUCAGCUCUUCUAGGACGUUCGACAUAUAAAAUCAAUUAAGUCAUCAUGUCGGAAGGAGAAGGCUCACCCGUCCCCGAAGUCGAGGUCUCCGCCGAGGCGACCGGUGGCUCCGGCCAAAUGUCCGUCCUGGACGCACUCAAGGGCGUGCUCAAGCUGGCGCUGAUCCACGACGGACUCGCACGUGGCCUGCGUGAGGCUUCCAAGGCUCUCGACCGUCGCCAAGCGCACAUGUGUGUGCUCAACGAGGCCUGUGAGGAAGAGGCAUACAAGAAGCUGGUCGUUGCGCUGUGCAGCGAGCACAAGAUCCCGCUGAUCAAGGUGCCCGAUGGCAAGCAGCUGGGCGAGUGGGCUGGGCUUUGCCAGAUCGACCGUGAGGGUAACCCGCGUAAGGUCGUCAACUGCUCUUGCGUCGUUGUCAAGGACUGGGGUGAGGAGUCCCAGGAGCGUACCAUCCUCCUCAACUACUUCCAGACCGAGCAGUAAGCGUUGCUUGAGACCGUCUCGACCCUAAAGCGUGCUGCGAUCCGGGUUUCUCUGUUCGACUUGUAUAUAUGAUGAUGCCUAGAUCCGCAUUUAGGAUCGUAUGGGACGGACGUGGGAAGGGCUGUGUAUCGCAGUGCAUUGCAUAUACGGCAGGCAUAAAAAAUAACCAAAACUUCACUGCCA